Molecule: messenger RNA, 2570 nt
Organism: Boleophthalmus pectinirostris (great blue-spotted mudskipper)
Lineage: Eukaryota; Metazoa; Chordata; Actinopteri; Gobiiformes; Gobiidae
Product: erythroid membrane-associated protein-like
Exons: 6
Coding region: 772-1437 (221 amino acids)
Molecular function (GO): protein binding
Source: RefSeq, a predicted model, not a curated record
CUUCAAAACUCAAAAUGCUCUGUUCCACCUUGUGAUGUCAUGAAGCAGUAAUCUCAAGUUACAGCUACCUUUUACCUUUAGAUCAGGAGAGAUUGGCAAUUCAAGGGCUGAAAUCUUCCAUAUGAUUCUAGUGAAGGUGUGUGGAGUUUAAAAACACAGUGAAGCACUUCUAGCACGUCUAUUACCACAUGACGUCACAAGGUGGAACAAGGUGUUUUGAGUGAAAUAGACUAAAUAUGCAGGGUUUGUGUGUUAAACAUGUGUGAAUGAAACAAAACACAACUCCAGGUCUGUUCUGAUGAGGAAACAACAUUAUAACAUAGAUCACAAAAAAUACUGCAAUAUAGGCCCUUUAAGAGACUAUACAGUUAUCUAGGACAGCAUAUGGAAGUCAAAAAACGGCAGUAAUGUCUACGGAAUAGACAUUCACAUCAAAACUGAUUAUGAUUACUGAAUGUUAGAGCUGUUUGUAACUUUUGUAAUUUUUGAUCCAUUGUAAAUAAAAGUUCUUGCUGGUCUUAGGUUAUAGAGAUAAGUCGCAGAGCAGCAGAGCACAAGGCUCAGAAGCUGUUGAAAGAACUGGAAGAAGAACUAUCAGAACUGAAGAAGAGGAGAGCCACUCUGACCCAACUCGCCCAGACUGACAACUACAUACAACUCCUCACUACAUUCUCCUCUCUCUCUGCUCUUCCUCAAACCAAGGACUGGUCCAGUGCAGCUGUGGGCUCAGAGCUGCCCUCUGGUGUCAUCCUGAGGAACAUCACUCAGACCAUGGAGAGGUUCAAAGAGGAGAUGUGCAGACUCACAGAAGUCUGGAAAGGACAGAAACCAGAAUUUGAGCAGUCUGUGAUCAAGUACAAUCCAAAGGUCAAAAAAGUCCAGGAAUACGCAGAGGACAUCACGCUGGACCCAAACACAUCUCACCCUCGCCUGGUCAUCUCUUUGGAUGGGAAGCAGGUGUUCUGUGGAGACAAGCACCAAAUAGUCCCUGACAGCCCUGAGCGAUUUGACCGUGUGGUCUGUGCUCUGGCAAGGGAGGGUUUUGACUGCGGCCGCCACUACUGGGAGGUGGAAGUUGGCAGUAAGACCGACUGGGACCUUGGCAUAGCAAGUCGCUCCGUGUGCAGAAAGGGUAAAAUCACAGUCAGCCCGGCUCACAGAUACUGGUUCCUGAGUUUACGCGAUAAAACAGACUACGCCUUCAGAACUGAGCCGUCCACCCCACUCACCCUGACCCAGCGGCCCUCUCGCAUCGGCGUCUUCCUGGAUUAUGACAAAGGAAUGGUGUCUUUCUACAAUGUGGACGCCAGAGCGCUCAUAUACUCCUUCAGCGACAGGUUUACCGACGUCAUCCUGCCCUUCUUCAGCCCCUGCACCAACAAGUCGGGCAAAAAUGAGGCUCCACUGAUCAUCUGUCCUCUCUCUACUAUUGAGUGAAAUUUAUCUGGAGAGGCUACAGUGGAACUUAUUGUCCAUACUUAUUCCCUAUAAAUGUUGUCUUUUGUUAUCUUGUUAAAGGUGUACAAUGCAACUUUUCUGGAGGAGGGUCUAAAACCUGCUUGUCUCCAUGUAGAUGUUUUUGCUUUCCAGAACAUUCCACAGUAUACAGUAACAGUAAUCUAUCACUCCAUGUAAACAAAGUGGUGAUGCCACCAGACCAAGCAACAAGUUAGAUCUGUGAAGAGGUGACCCUGCUCAGAGUAAGAAUGUAUGUGUCGACAAUAAAACACCUUUAAUUUAAUAAAUGUAAAAUAUGAAAGAAAGUGUAAUUCCAUACUGUGGAACAUUCCAGGCAAAGCAAUGGCAUUAUUAUGGUAGCAGACUCCCCUCUAGAAAAAUUGUACUGUGCACCUUCAGUGUUUUUGAUAAUUAAACUUUUAUAAUAAAACUUUCUUUUUUCAGGAAAUGUAAAAUGUAGACUCAGAAAUCCCCCUUAAUUGAAUCAUAAAUUAAUAAAACAUAUUUACUGAACUAUACUUUUCAGAAAUUAUAGAGAAGGACAAAUCUGGGUGGAUUAUUAACACAAUUACUGUCAAAGUGCCCAUUGUAAAUGUGUGUUUUGAUAUUUGUUUCAUGUGACAGAUUUACUUGCAUGUAGGUUAUCUAGAUUAGAAAUAAUUUUGCAAUUGCAAGACCUAACAAUUUAAUGAGCCCUUGUCAUAUACCACUUGUGAGUUUGACUAAAGGUCUGUGACCCCAGGUCCAGUCAAAGUCUCACUAAAAUUAUCAGUCAAUCCUUAAAAAUCAUAUGGUGGAAGAUGGACAAUAAGUACUGGUGGAAAAUGUGAACACCAUGUUAUAGCUUUAUUUUAAUAUAGAUACAUGCUUCAGCUAACACUCGGCUAUUUGUAACAUUCAAUUAAAAUGAACAACCAGAUUCGAGAUCCACUUCCAGAUCACAGCCAGAUACAUGCUAUGUGCAUUAUUUUACAUAGUGUCAGAGGUCAUUGACAAGCCACUUUAUUAUUUCUUUUUUCAAAAUCUGAAAUAUUUAUUUAUUUUGUAUUUAGAAGAUGUAUUCUCUUUUCUUUGUUUUUUAUCAACUUGUGUUUUCUUCUAAUAAAACCUGU